UCUCGGCGCCCCGAGUGUAUCCUGCGCUCAAAGAUACCUCCCUCUUUUCCCACUACGUCUCUCAGGCCCCUACCUUGACUCAGGGUGGUCCGUGCAGGGCGUCAGGAGGGGGCGCCGUGUCGAGUGCGACCCCCAAAGCAGCGCCUUGUGCUUAAAGGACCCAUGAAGAAGAGCUACUACCAUAUGAUGAUGAUCUGAAAGUGGGAACUUAAAAAGUACUGGUUAGGAUGAAUGCGAUUUGGAGACAGUCUGUUUCCUGUCUAAGGAUAGGAAAGGGGCCGAACAGAUACAAAAGUGGUUGUAACCCAGCAGUUCCUCUUGGAUCUAGGAUUUUAACCGACCCAAACAAAGUAUUUGAACACAACAUGUGGGAUCAUAUACAAUGGUCAAAAGAAGAAGAAGCAUCAGCCAGGGAAAAAGUAGAAGAAAACUCAGCUGUGCAAAUCCUCCUGGAAGAGCAAGCUAAGUAUGAGAAUGAUGCUAGUAAAUAUUGGAACACAUUUUACAAGAUCCAUAAGAAUAAAUUUUUCAAGGAUCGUAAUUGGCUGUUGAGGGAAUUUCCUGAAAUUCUUCCAGUUGAUCAAAAAACUACAAUAAACACCAGAGAAUUAUCCUUGAAUCAUGUAAAAACUAAUAUGGCAAGUUGCUUCUCAAGAAUGCACUGCUCUCCACCUGAAGAUAAAAAUCAUGACAAGAAAAGUGCUGGCUGGUCAGAUGGUCAGAGCUGGGCAGGAUUUGAUUUUUCCAUCCAAGCCUCCAAGGAGAACAGAAAAGACCCUCUGAAGACAGACUCGUUUCCUGGUAGCAGUGCCACUUUCAGAAUACUGGAGGUUGGCUGUGGUGCUGGAAACAGUGUCUUUCCAAUUCUGAACAUCUUGCAGAUGCAAAGUGUUGUAAACCGACUGUCCAAGUUACUGAAACCUGGGGGAAUGUUGUUAUUUCGAGACUAUGGAAGAUAUGACAAAACUCAGCUUCGCUUUAAAAAGGGGUGUUGUUUGUCUGAAAAUUUUUAUGUUCGAGGAGAUGGUACCAGGGCAUAUUUCUUCACAAAAGGGGAAGUCCACACUAUAUUCUGCAAAGCUGGGCUAGAUGAGAAGCAAAAUCUGGUUGAUCGUCGCUUACAAGUUAAUAGGAAAAAGCAAGUGAAAAUGCACCGAGUGUGGGUUCAAGGCAAAUUCCAGAAACCAUUGCACUCAAAAUAGCUUCAACUUGUGUUUCUCACUUUCUUCGGGUACCACACUAUAUGCCGUGCCGAGAUGAAAACCCAGAUGAUUGCACUCUUCACGGGCUCCUGCGAAGCUUUCGUCUCUUAAACGGCAAAUCAGAAGAACGAAGAGAAUAUGUGUAUCGUACUGUUUUAUCAUCACUGAACUCUUUUGUGGCUAUCUCAAGUGCAUGUUCAUUGAUUUGGAAAUGUGCGCCAGAUUCUCUCUGGGAGACAUGAUAUGCCCAAGCUUGUUUUUGGUUUGUUUUAAUAUUUCUUUUAAGAAUUCAGUUAAAUUAUGCUGCUACAUGGCAGAUAACUUUGGAAAUCCCAACUUGUCAUUUUUUAGAAGUGGAAAAAAUUCCUCUGCUUUGUUUACAUAUUGGGCUUAGUAAGUCAGCUCACAAAUAUAGUCAACCUGUUCUCCAUUGCCUUCUGACAGCAGGGAGGCAGCAUGCCUUGAUUCUAGGGAAAGGCUGAACCAAGCCAGACCAUAGUAUGUUAUUUUUUGUUUAUUGUUUAUCUGUUUUCCCCGAGGCUUUUUUUUUUUAAGCUCAGAGGCUAAUGUCUAGAAUGUAAUUUUAGUUUCUUUUUCUUUUCCUAAAAUUGAAGAGUGUGGCCUAUGCUAAUAUUAUCUCCCAGCUAUUCUUAGAUGUACAAGUUGUUCCAGGCUCUCUUUAAGACCACUGUCAUACCCAAGAAAAUGCUAAAAUUGUACCAGUUAAAAUGCAUUUAUCAUCUUG
Molecule: messenger RNA, 1947 nt
Organism: Echinops telfairi (small Madagascar hedgehog)
Lineage: Eukaryota; Metazoa; Chordata; Mammalia; Afrosoricida; Tenrecidae
Gene: METTL8
Product: methyltransferase 8, methylcytidine
Exons: 9
Coding region: 228-1202 (324 amino acids)
Molecular function (GO): tRNA (cytidine-N3)-methyltransferase activity
Source: RefSeq, a predicted model, not a curated record